CAGUGUACAUGCUGUACACCACGAUGCUGCCCUUUAUCCAUCGAGCUUCGAAGAACUCGACUUUGAAUCUCGAGAAAAUAAUUCCAUUAAACGCAGAAUAUCACCACAAGUUGGUCCGAGGAUAUGCUAAGGAGCUCUUGAAUGAUUUGGACGAGGGCUCUGUAAAGAGCCCUCUCCAGCUUUUCAAAGUCUUUCUUGCGAGCCCUGUAGUCCGCGUUUCGCUUUCCCUCCACAAUUAGUAGAUCCGGUUUAUAGAUAUUGUGUCUGAGGAUCGCGUCAUGCCGCACGGUUGGGUUUCACACUCCGUGGUUCGGUUGCUUCUCCCCGACGUGGAAUUGCGUACUCUCGUUCCUCUGAAAGGUGCCAAAGAUCGGACAAUAUAUAUAUAUAUAUAUCCUAUAAGCCAUCCUUCCAGAUGGUUUGCACUGAUAUGUCGUGUCCCAAUGUAAAUCUAUUUGAUCCAUGGCCAUCUGUCAGGAACAGACUUAGAAGAGUAGGAUAUGUGUUAUGGAGGAGACAGACAGUGGACAAGGUAAGGAAGAAAU
Molecule: messenger RNA, 545 nt
Organism: Gamsiella multidivaricata
Lineage: Eukaryota; Fungi; Mortierellomycota; Mortierellomycetes; Mortierellales; Mortierellaceae
Exons: 2
Coding region: 9-239 (76 amino acids)
Source: RefSeq, a predicted model, not a curated record